Molecule: messenger RNA, 255 nt
Organism: Closterium sp. NIES-65
Lineage: Eukaryota; Viridiplantae; Streptophyta; Zygnematophyceae; Desmidiales; Closteriaceae
Source: the annotation of a GenBank genome assembly
AUGGGUGUAUUCUUCCUCAUGGUUCCCCCCCUCUUUUCAACCAUGCUGCAGUACGAGCCAGAGCUUUUCCCUGGCUUGAUAUACCGCAUGAAGCAGCCCAAGAUCGUGCUCCUCAUUUUCGUGUCAGGGAAGAUCGUUCUUACUGGUGCUAAGGUGCGAGAUGAGAUAUACCAGGCGUUCGAGAACAUCUAUCCAGUGCUCAACCUAUACAGGAAAAUACAAGCAGAGCCACUGCCACCUCCUGCCGACUCAUGA